CUCUCUCUCUAUCCCUGAAAAGUUGACAAUUAUAUAAAUGCACAUACAUGGAUCAAUGAGAUUUAACUACUGGCCAGAUGUAAAAUUCUGACAGGUCUUUGCUAUAAAUUCUCCAUGCCCACCAAAACCAUUAGAUAACCCAUCCUAGAAUUCUUCUAUCUCAAGGACUAAACCAAAGAAAAAAAAAAUUCACAAGGCCUAAAAAUGGAGAUUAUUGAGGAACAAGGAAAGCACUUUGUUUUGGUACAUGGUGCAUGCCAUGGAGGUUGGAGUUGGUACAAGCUAAAGCCAUUGCUAGAGGCUGCAGGUCACAAAGUCACAGCCCUUGACUUGACAGCCUCUGGCAUUGAUUCGAGAAAAAUCGAGCAACUCCGCACACUUCAUGACUAUACUUUGCCAUUGAUGGAGUUGAUGGAAUCCCUUCCACAAGAGGAGAAGGUUAUAUUAAUUGGGCAUAGUCUUGGUGGUAUGAAUUUGGGACUUGCUAUGGAAAAAUAUCCACAAAAGAUCUAUGCUGCUGUAUUCUUGGCUGCCUUCAUGCCUGAUUCUGUCCACAUCUCCUCCUAUGUUUUGAAUCAGUAUUAUGAGCGAACGCCAGCAGAGAAUUGGUUGGACACUCAGUUUACACCUUAUGGUUCACCUGAAGAGCCACUGACAGCCAUGUUUUUUGGCCCCAAAUUUUUGGCCCACAAGCUCUACCAGCUAUGUUCUCCUGAGGAUCUUGCAUUAGCAUCAUCAUUGGUGAGACCAAGCUCUCUGUUUCUCGAUGAUCUGUCAAAGGCCAAGUAUUUCACAGAUGAAGGGUAUGGAUCAGUGAAGAGAGUUUACAUAGUGUGCACAGAGGAUAAAGGCAUACCAGCAGAGUUCCAACGAUGGCAAAUUGACAACAUUGGUGUUACAGAAGCAAAGGAGAUUAAGGAUGCUGAUCACAUGGCAAUGCUAUGCAAGCCCAAACAACUUUGCGCUAGUCUUUUGGAGAUUGCCCAUAAAUACAACUGAUUUCUGCAUAUUUUGUCCUCGUCUCAUGUCAACAUCUCAACUCCUCAUUUAGUACUAUUACAUAACCGGUUUGAAUAAUUAUUCUCAUGUCAAGAUGUCAAGUUUCUUAGAUGGAUGCAUGGUUGAUGUUUUUCUAUAUAUUCAAGUGUGUGUUGUGAUAAUAAACUGUGUCAGUUUAUUUUUACAAGUUUCGGGUCU
Lycium ferocissimum is the source of this 1197-nucleotide messenger RNA. RefSeq names its product salicylic acid-binding protein 2. The record is from RefSeq and is a predicted model, not a curated record. Gene Ontology annotation, biological process: jasmonic acid metabolic process; salicylic acid metabolic process. The transcript has 3 exons. Gene Ontology annotation, molecular function: methyl indole-3-acetate esterase activity; methyl jasmonate esterase activity; methyl salicylate esterase activity. NCBI's taxonomy places the organism in Eukaryota, Viridiplantae, Streptophyta, Magnoliopsida, Solanales, Solanaceae. The coding region runs from base 205 to 999 and encodes 264 amino acids.